Suncus etruscus (white-toothed pygmy shrew) is the source of this 1921-nucleotide messenger RNA. RefSeq names its product matrix remodeling associated 8 (gene MXRA8). Lineage: Eukaryota; Metazoa; Chordata; Mammalia; Eulipotyphla; Soricidae. The transcript has 9 exons. The coding region runs from base 1 to 1506 and encodes 501 amino acids. Gene Ontology annotation, cellular component: membrane; cell surface. Gene Ontology annotation, biological process: establishment of glial blood-brain barrier; cell adhesion. The record is from RefSeq and is a predicted model, not a curated record.
AUGGAGCCGAGCCCCGGGCCCCUCUUCUGGAUGCUGCUAAUGUUGCAAGCUGGGUGGCUGGGUGGGCGUCUCGGCGGCUGGGCUGUGAGGAGGGGCCGACUUGACCCCUGGAGCCCCUCGGAGCCUGACUCCGUCCUCCUCCUCCUCCUCCUUCCAGGCUCCGCGGUGCUGUUGGCAGGGCCGUCCGGGCCCGGCCCCGGGCUCGGCUCCGGGUCGGUGGUGUCCGAGUCGUCGGUGAGCGGGGCGGCGGGCGCCCGGGCCGAGCUGCGGUGCCAGAGCCCGCGCAUGGUGUGGACGCAGGACCGGCUGCGCGACCGGCAGCGCGUGGUGCACUGGGACGUGGCCGGCGGCCCCGAGCGGCCGGCGCGCCGCGUCCUCGACAUGUACUCGGCGGGCGAGCAGCGCGUGUACGAGGCCCGCGACCGCGGCCGCCUGCAGCUCGCGCCCUCGGCCUUCCUGGACGGCAACUUCUCGCUGCUCAUCCGCGAGGUGCGGGAGUCGGACGCGGGGCUGUACAGCUGCAACCUGCACCACCACUACUGCCACCUGUACGAGAGCCGCGCCGUGCAGCUGGACGUCGUCGGCGACCCCGCCGCCGCCCGCGCCUUCUGGGACGGCGAGAAGGAGGUGCUGGUGGCGGCGCUCGGGGCGCCCGCGCUGCUGCACUGCGAGAACCGCGCGCCCGUGUGGACCGACCGGCACCUGGAGGAGGCGCAGCAGGUGGCGCACUGGGACCGGCAGCCGCCCGGGGUCCCGCACGACCGCGCCGACCGCCUGCUCGACCUGUACGCGUCGGGCGAGCGCCGCGCCUACGGGCCCCGCGUCCUGCGCGACCGCGUGGCGGUGCCGGCCGACGCCUUCGCGCGCGGCGACUUCUCGCUCCGCAUCGACCCGCUGCAGCCGGCCGACGAGGGCACCUACUCGUGCCACCUGCACCACCACUACUGCGGCCUGCACGAGCGCCGCGUCUUCCACCUGCGGGUCACCGCGCCCCCGCCGCCGCCGCCGCCCUCGCCGCCGCGAGGCUCCCCCGGCAACGGCUCCGGCCCAGGCCCAGACCCCACGCAGGAGCGCGGCCGCAGCGUCAUCAACGUCAUCGUGCCCGAGGGCCGCGCGCACUUCUUCCAGCACCUGGGCUACGUGCUGGCCACGCUGCUGCUCUUCAUCCUGCUGCUCAUCACCGUGAUCCUCGCCGCGCGCCAGCGCCGCUGCAAAGACGCACGCCCGCCCCAGCCCCAGCCCCAGCAUGCGCGCGGGUCCCCACUCGCGCCUCCCCUGCCGGCUUACGAGCCCUCGGAGGAGAAGCCCGGGACCUGGAAGGGGACGGACCUGAGUAUGGCUGAGUGGCCGAGAAGCCCCGGGAACCAGGCGCCACGCAGGAGCGAGGACAUCCCACUAGAUUACAAGAACAACAUUCUGAAGGAGAGGGCCGGGCUGGCCCUCAGCCCCCUGCCCGCCAAGAACGUGGAUUUAGACAAAGAACUCAGAAAGGAGUAUUGCAAAUGAGCUGCCCUCCCUCCCGCCUGUGCCUCGGACCUCCUCCUGUCCCUGCCCCUCGCCAGCGGCUGGUCCGCUGCCCUUCACUCCACUCGGCCUGGCCGCCCACGGAGCCCUGCAUACCGUGAGAAUGGGCCCUCGGGAACAGACAUCCACAGCCUGGCACGGGAAGGAGCCCCUGGCCUGCCCUUCUCCGCUUCCCACCUCAUCAAGGCUCCUGUCCAGCGACCUGCCGGGACCCUCGCUAGGCCCCCGUGACUUCUCACCCACCCUGCAACUCCCUCUCCCCUCUUCUGGGUCGGGCCCCUGGUGGCUUCCGCCCGGAUGAGGAAAGUUCUAGACUCUGGACAGCUGGUGGGGUACUGCAGCCCUUGCCCUGGAAUUUCCCUUUUGAGUAAAGAUCAUCUGGUUUUCUGUAUCCGAA